GCAGUUCGUGACCUCAUCCGAGAGUACCACAACGUUUUCCCAUCGUCGUUCUCGUACGUCGGCAUCCCACCGAUGCGUGACGUCGAGCACUCCAUUCAGCUCGUGCCUGACUAUCGUGUUCACCGCCAGGCACCCUACAGACUCUCGAUCCCCGAGGCCAUCGAACUCAAGCGUCAGCUUGAGGAGCUCCUGAGACUGGGUUUCAUUAAACCCAGCAACUCCUCGUGGGGUGCACCCGUCCUCUUUGCUCGCAAAGCGGAUGAAACUCUUCGUCUCUGCAUUGACUACCGCGGCCUCAACCGCUACACGGUUAAGAACAGCUACMCCAUGCCUCGUUCCGAUGAGCUGUUCGACCGCCUAGCAGGCAACCGCUUCUUUACGAAGAUUGAUCUUCGUAGCGGUUACCAUCAGAUCCUCGUCGCUGCAGCCGACCAGCCGAAGACCGCGUUCCGAUCGCGAUUCGGCCACCACGAGUUCACGGUGAUGCCAUUCGGCCUCACCAACGCGCCCGCUACCUUCCAGAGGGCGAUGAACGACAUCUUCAGGGACAUCCUUGAGCAGUACGUUCUCGUCUACCUCGACGAUAUCCUGGUCUAUAUUCGUACCCUUGAGGAGCACCUCAGACACCUCCGCGACGUCCCUGACCACUUGCGCAGACAUGGCUUCUACGCCAAGCUAAGCAAGUGCCGCUUUGCCCAGCACAAAGUGGAUUUCUUAGGACACUAUGUGUCUGACCAGGGUCUCCACAUGGACGACGCGAAGAUCACUGCUAUUGCGGAGUGGCGCGCUCCCGCAUCCGCCAAGCAGCUUCGCAGCUUCCUAGGMCUGACCAGCUACUAUAGUAACUUCAUCCUGGGAUACGCUAGUUUCACCACUGAGCACAUCAAGGGUGAGACUAAUCGGGUCGCCGAUGCCCUAUCUCGGCGCCCUGACCACGACCAGAAGCACAUCCAGCUCUCUUCCAUCUCGGUCAGCACCGUCCACCACUCGGUGAUCGACGAGUUUCGCACUCAGUACUGCUACUGCCCCGACUAUCGCGACAUCCACGCGACCCUUCGGAGUGGCAAGACCGUCCCGAACUACUGUCUCGGGGACAACGGUCUUGUGUACUGGCACGGUUCACAGGGCACCRGAGAGYCCCGUAUUUGYGUUCCCUCCACUGGACAGCUACGUGUCCGAGCAGUAGCAGAGUUCCAUGACCAGGCAGCUGCCGGUCAUAUGGGCUUCCACAAGACGUUGGCUCGUGUAAGCCGCCUGUACGUCUGGCCGAAGCGCAAGGACUUUGUGAAGGACUACGUCGCAGAGUGUCCCACCUGUCAGGAGGUGAACAGUGGGAACCACCUACCUUAUGGUUUGCUCCAGCCUCUUCCUAUCCCUGAGGGUCGUUGGCAGUCCAUCUCGAUGGACUUUAUCGGUCCUCUUCGACCUCCGACCCCCUGCGGUCAUGAUGCUAUCCUGAUCGUCGUCGACCGCUUCACGAAGCGUGCACGCUUUGUUCCGUGUCGCUAUGCCAUCAGUGCACGUGAGGUCGCCGACAUCGUAUUUGACCAAGUCGUGCGUGACCACGGCUUACCUCUGAGCAUCAUAUCUGACCGUGACCCGCGCUUUACCAGCCGAUUCUGGCGACGGCUCCACGAGGUGUACGGCACUCAGCUCCGCUUCUCCUCGUCUUACCAUCCUCAGACUGAUGGUCAGACCAAGAUCACGAACAAGACUCUCGGGGAUAUUCUCCGAAAGAUUGUUCGUGACGACCAGCAGUGGGCUCUCCAUCUUGCCCACGCGAAGAUAGCCUACAACCACGCCGUCUUGCCAGCCACGGGGAUGUCGCCUUGCUAUUGCGACCUCGGCUAUCACCCUCGUGUUCCCGCGGACUUCCUUCGACCGUCCCAGAUGCACCCCGACACGAGUUGUCCCGCGCUGGAUGAUUGGGUUGCACACAUGACGUCGAUUAUGAAGACCGCACAUGAGCACAUAGCCGCUUCCCAGACUCGCAUGGCAGCACAUGCGAACCGAUCGAGGAUGGAUCACCCAUUCAAGGUCGGUGAUGAUGUGCUUAUCGACGCCCGCCACUUACAGCUCGAAGCGGACACGCUUCGCAAGUUUCGGCGUCGCUUCUUUGGCCCAUGCCGCAUCCUCCAGGCCGUCGGUUCUGAUACGGCAUCUAGCCCGCGCCCUCCACCUAUCAUGGUGGACGGCCACGAGGAGUUCCGCGUUUCAGACAUCAUUGGUCGCCGAGUCACCGGCGACAACCCUCCCCACGUCGAGUAUCUCGUACGUUGGAAGGGUUACCCUGAUGAGGAGGCUACCAGGGAGCCCCUCGAGCACUUGGAGCACGCUCGCAUGUUGGUGCGUGCCUAUGACCGUGCUCGUCGUGCUGGGUUCACUGCUCCUCCUCAGCCCACUCACCCUCCUCCUUCUCCUGAAGUCGAGCCUGCUCCAUCUGAGGCAGACCUUAGCAGCAGCCGGAUGGUUCUGAGCGUCCACAGCGCACUCGUCGUCGUCCUGCUCGAGACGACGAUUGACUAUGACUUACCUUCCCACGUCUUUGACUUCUCAGUACUCCAUCCACAUCAGUUUUGCUACUUCAGCUCGUCGACGCUGCGGCUCUUCCUCGACGGCAUUCCGGACUUCUCAUCRUGGACGUCAUCGGCGGCUUCAUGGACUUCAUCACGAUCAGCUCUGCCUACUUCAGACGUCGCCACUCUCUUACCACUCUACCCUGUACAGUACCCUGCUUGUGUCGCAUGAUGGUCUCCCUUUAGCCGGGUUCCUCUGAGUUGGGCUCUCCCUUGGUAUACGCAUAGGCAUCGG
Molecule: messenger RNA, 2811 nt
Organism: Chara braunii
Lineage: Eukaryota; Viridiplantae; Streptophyta; Charophyceae; Charales; Characeae
Source: the annotation of a GenBank genome assembly